AAUUAAAUUAUAUGCAGGCGGCGGCAUUCAGAGAAUUUCGGAUAAAGAUGAUCAUAUGUGACGAUGACUCACUUUCUUUAUUUGAUUUAUGAUUGAGGACCCAAAAAUCUCUGAUUUUGUUGAUUCAGGACAUUCUAAGUUGACCUAUAAAUAUAUAAAAUCAAAAACUCGCUCAUUAAUUGGCUCUCCAAACUCCGAAAGCUCAUUAAGCCCAUCCUAUUCUAAGUACUCUUUUUCAUCUGUACGUCAAGAUGACCAUCAUCGUUCACCAAGUUGAUGAUGAACAUGGUAUGGGUAUUCAGGAGAAAGGAGUGGUUGUGCCUGAUGAGCUGAAGAAAGUGGAAAGUGGUGGCUUUGUCAUGCCCGACAGCAAUGCUUUUGGCAACACAUUCAGGGAUUAUAGUGCAGAUACAGCAAGAAAGGAGAUCGUUGAGGGGCUCUAUCGUCAAAGCCACAUCAGCCAAACAUAUGAUUUUGUGAAGAAGAUGAGGGAAAAGUAUGGAAAGUUGGAUCGGGUGGAGAUGAGCAUAUGGGAAUGUUGCGAGCUAUUAAAUGAGGUUGUGGAUGAUAGUGAUCCUGAUCUCGAUGAACCCCAGAUUGAGCAUUUGUUGCAAACUGCUGAAGCCAUAAGGAAAGACUACCCUAAUGAAGAUUGGCUCCAUUUGACUGCACUUAUCCAUGAUCUUGGUAAAGUUCUGCUGCUACCAAGCUUCGGGCAGCUCCCUCAAUGGGCGGUUGUAGGUGACACCUUUCCUCUUGGCUGCGCAUUUGAUGACACAAAUGUUCAUCCUGAGUUCUUCAAGCAGAACCCUGAUUAUGAUAAUCCCGCUUACAACACUAAGUAUGGGGUUUAUUCUGAAGGAUGUGGGCUGGAUAAUGUGUUGAUGUCUUGGGGACAUGAUGACUACAUGUACCUGGUGGCUAAAAAUAACAAGACUACUCUACCAAAUGCAGGGCUGUUUAUUAUCAGAUACCACUCCUUUUAUCCUCUGCACAAGUCAGGAGCAUAUACUCACCUGAUGAAUGAUGAGGAUCGGGAGAAUCUGAAAUGGCUCAAAAUAUUCAACCAAUAUGAUCUGUACAGCAAGAGCAAAGUCAGGAUUGAUGUGGAAAAAGUGAAGCCAUACUAUGAGUCUCUCAUCAAGAAGUACUUCCCAGAAAAGCUCAAAUGGUGAAAUUCUGGAGUUGGAAGUAAUCAGCUGGCUUAAAUAUAUACAUUUAAAAAUAUGGAUUUCAUUGCUGCGUUUUAUUUUGUUUGUUUAUAUUUGUAAUAAUUCAGUGAGACCAAAUGGGGAGUUUUCUACUUCCGGUGCGUAUCAAAAUAUACACAAUGGAACUAUCAUAUCAGAAAUUAUGUUCUUAAUAUUAAUAAUUGUUUUUGUUUUGACAA
This is a messenger RNA of Cuscuta epithymum, 1390 nucleotides long. NCBI's taxonomy places the organism in Eukaryota, Viridiplantae, Streptophyta, Magnoliopsida, Solanales, Convolvulaceae. The record is from the annotation of a GenBank genome assembly.